This is a messenger RNA of Indicator indicator, 7557 nucleotides long. RefSeq names its product otogelin like (gene OTOGL). Lineage: Eukaryota; Metazoa; Chordata; Aves; Piciformes; Indicatoridae. The record is from RefSeq and is a predicted model, not a curated record. Gene Ontology annotation, cellular component: extracellular matrix. Gene Ontology annotation, biological process: L-arabinose metabolic process. Bases 1 to 7557 code for a protein of 2518 amino acids. Gene Ontology annotation, molecular function: alpha-L-arabinofuranosidase activity; protein binding. The transcript is spliced from 55 exons.
AUGAACAUUGUGGGAAAGCUCAGUUUAAUGAUACCGUGGAGUCUGUUCUUACUUCAUUCACUGCUGUCCUCUUUGCAAGGUUCAUGUCCUCAGGAGUGCCUUAAUGGAGCAGCCUGCACAGAGGCAGGUGACUGUGACUGUCAGUUAUUCCAGGCUCAAGGAAGCAGGUGCCAGAUUGUUCCUAACACUGGUAAGGACCGAGAUGGGAUCUGCAAAUCAUGGGGACAGUAUCAUUUUGAAACAUUUGAUGGCAUCUACUACUACUUCCCAGGAAAUUGCUCCUAUAUUUUUGCAAAAGACUGCAGUACUCCAGAACCCCAGUACACUGUUUGGGUCCAUAACAGUCCUCAGUGUUACGGUUCGGUCUAUGCUUGUCAGAGGUCUGUCAGCUUAUUUAUUUCAAACCAAGAAGAAAUAAUUAUUUCAGGACAUGAAGUAAGAAAAGCUGGAAUCAGAUUAACGUUGCCUCAGACGGUUGGAAAUGCUUUCCUUGAGAGACUGGCUGACUAUAUUCUGGUGAAGACUACCUUUGGUUUUUCUCUUGCUUGGGAUGGAAGCUCUGGUGUUUAUAUUAAGCUGACAGAAGAUCAUAAGGGAAAAACUUGUGGCCUCUGUGGAAAUUUUAAUGGCAAUAUGGACGAUGACCUGAUGCUGUUGCAGAGAGACUAUACAGAAGAUAUUGCUGAAUUUGCAAAUAGCUGGGCUGUGCAAACCUCAGAUGAUGUAGCUUGUGUACCUACUGCCUCAGAUUUUUCCAGUCCUUGCUCAGAUGAUGCAGAAUCCACUGAGGACAUAUUCUUCAAGUGCCAAAUAUUUCUACAGUUUCCUUUCCUCAGCUGUCAUGAAAGCAUAGAUCCAUACUCAUAUAUUUCUAGCUGUAUGAAUGAUCUUUGCAGAGUGGAUGAUGAGGAAACAUACUGCAGGGCAGUGACAGAGUACGCGAGAGCCUGCUCGCACGCUGGGUCCCCGCUGCGGGACUGGAGGGAUGACUUUCCUGCCUGUACUGAAAAGUGUGAAGACAGCUUUGUACACCGAGACUGCAUCAGUUGUUGUCCCCCAACUUGUACAUUUGAAAAAGAUUGUCUUGGCAGCAACCUGCACUGCUUGGAUGGGUGCUACUGUCCAGAUGGUCUCAUUUUGGAAAAUGGAACUUGUAUCUCUGUGUCGAAUUGCCCCUGCAUGUAUCACGGAACUGCCUUCCCUGUAGGCUCAAAAAUUGAACAAGAAUGUAGCAACUGUAUUUGUACUGGUGGCAUUUGGAAUUGUACUGAUCACGACUGCCCAGCCGAGUGCUCCAUCAUAGGUAGCUCUCAUUUCACAACAUUUGAUGGACGUCAUUUUACCUCUCUGGGGCUUUGCCAGUACAUCUUGGUCAAAGGCACUGGAAAAAACAAAUUCACAAUCACUUUACAGAAAGCUCCUUGUGGACAGAACUUUGAGCACGCCUGCGUUGAGUCUGUAACGCUAGUUCUUGAAGAUGAUGUGAGCAAACAAGUGACUCUCACGAGACAUGGUCACCUGCAAACUGCCUCUAACCAAGUGUUUAACCUUAAUGGGGCCAUUGAAAUUCAGAACAUAUCUUCUUUCUUUGUUCAAUUGAAGACUAGUUUUGGUUUGAAGAUAUUGUUUGCUAAAGAUGGAGAGAGGAUCUAUGUUCAAGUUGAUGUCAGCUGGAAGAGAAGGACGUUAGGAUUAUGUGGAACUUACAAUGGGAAUUUAAGAGACGAUUUUCUCUCUCCAGCAGGGAUGAUAGAAGGGACCCCACAACUUCAUGCCAAUGCAUGGAAGGUUUCUUCAGCUUGUUCUGUGCCUAUUAAUAUUCCUGUGGUUGAUCCCUGCAACAUUAAUCAGCAAAAUGCUGGCUAUGCCUCUCACUGUGAUGUCAUCAGUCAAGAAGUUUUUGCUCCCUGCCAUGCCUACAUCAGCCCAGGAUUAUACUACCAGCUGUGCCGCUUCGAUGCAUGCCAGUGUGGAAGCAGCUGCUUGUGCAACGCCUUGGCACACUAUGCUUAUGUCUGUGGCAAGCACGGGGUCCUGGUUGACUUCAGGUCUCAGGUGUCAUACUGUGCUGUGAUGUGUCACAGUGGUAUGAUUUAUCACCAGUGCUCUUCUUUUUGUAAACACUCCUGUUCCUCACGUUCUAUGGCAAAUAUCUGUGGAGAUGACUGUGCAGAAGGAUGUAAUUGUCCUGAUGGGAAAUACUUUGAAGAGUCAGUCAACUUUUGUGUAUCAAUAUCUGCCUGUCAUUGUCUUUACAAGGGCAAAGCCCUCCAGCCUGGAGAAAUCCUCCUCACGCCAACAGGCUCCUGCCAGUGCCUCAAUGGAACAGUGACAUGUGUUGAAGCCACUACAGAAAACACAGUUCACAUAUGCCCUGAAGGAAAAAUCUACUAUGACUGCAGAUUCCCUGUGCCUGGAUUGCCAGCUGCGGGUGUGAAUUGUGGCAUCUCUUGUGCAAACCUUGCCAUGAACUUCUCCUGUGUCCCCUCACCACCCUGUGCAAGUGGCUGCAUUUGCCCCCCUGGGAUGGCUGAACACAGAGGGAAAUGUUAUAUUCCUGACAGUUGUCCAUGCACCUGGAAAGACAGGGAAUUUCUGUCGGGGGAAGUGAUAGCUACAGCAUGUUACACCUGUGUCUGCCGGAGAGGGAUAUUCAAUUGCACCAGUUACCCCUGUCCUGCUGUCUGCACUAUUUAUGGAGACCGGCACUACUACACCUUUGAUGGACUGGAAUAUGAUUAUGUCAGUGACUGCCAAGCUUACCUGCUGAAGAGUACAGAUAAUUCAAAUAUAUCUAUAAUUGCUCAGAACAAGAAGUGCUUUGACAAUGACAUUGUUUGCUCAAAGAAUAUUUUCAUCACUGUUGGAGACACUGAGAUUUAUUUUAAUGAACCUUCUGAGAAGCAGAAGAUCUUAAGGGGACAGGAAAACAAAUCUAACUAUCAGCUUUGGAAGGCUGGAUAUUAUACUGUGAUACACUUUCCAGAACAGGACAUUACAAUUCUGUGGGAUAAGAAGACCAUGAUGCAUGUCAAAGUUGGACCUCGAUGGAAGGGUAAGCUGGCAGGUUUAUGUGGAAACUUUGACAAAUAUACUUCAAAUGAUCUGACUACAUCAAACAACAUGGAGGUGAGAAAUGCACAGGUGUUUGGAGACAGCUGGGUGUUGGGUCAGUGCAAGAGCCCAAAUGAAACCCUGAGACCAUGUGAGGUCCAUCAGAGCAAGUUCCCUUAUGCCAAAAAGGAAUGCUCAGUUUUGUACAGUGAUGUCUUUGCACCGUGUCACAACGUGAUUGAUGUGACUUCUUUUGUCAAAAACUGUCACACAGAUACUUGCAACUGCAACCUUGGUGGGGACUGUGAGUGCUUGUGUACCAGCAUUGCAGCUUAUGCCCACAAGUGCUGCCAGCAAGGGGCAGCGAUUCACUGGCGAUCUCCUUCACUCUGUGCCUAUGACUGUGAAUACUACAACCAAGGUCUUGGUGAAGGACCCUAUAUUCUGGCAAGUUAUGGAGAGAGUGAGACCAUUAUAGGAGCUAACGUAUCCAGUAGAAGGAUAUUUCCCCUGCCUAGAACCAGAGCACAUGGAAAUAUAUUUUUCAGUUUCAUGAUAACUCCAGGCCUUUUCAAAGAUAAAGAUUUAUCUGUCUCUCUUGUUUCCCUUGAAUCUGCUGAAAGACCAAACUAUUUCCUCUAUGUGCAUAACAACGACACGGUCGGGUUGGAGCAGUGGCAGGCGAGUGCCUCCUUUCGAAGACGAGCUACCUUCUUCCACCACCAGGGCCUCUGGACUCCGGGGCUCAGUGCCUUCGAACUGCACAGUAAAAAAGGCUUCUUCCUCAUUCUCACAUCCUCUGGUGUCAAAGUGGCAAAGUAUGACGAUUCAGAGCACUUCAAACGUUCCAGUAGCUUUAGUAUUGAAGACCUUGGGGCCUCUGUGCCUUACAGAAGGAUGUGUGAAUGGCGAUACGAGUCUUGUGCUAAACCCUGUGUUAAAACCUGCAGUGAUCCUGAAGGGCUGGCGUGCAGAUUCCUUCCUCCGGUUGAAGGAUGUUUGCCAUACUGCCCCAAACACAUGAUCCUUGAUGAGGUCACCCUUAAAUGUGUCUAUCCAGAAGACUGCAUUCCUAUGACACCUACUGAACCUGCAGCUGGAACAACACCUUCGUUGUUCAUCUCUCACACAGGGAAACAGAGUUCUUCAGUGAGUUCCUCAGAGGAAGAUGGAACAGUAUCAGCCAUGUCAGCUGGAAUCAUCACUCACUCCACUACACCAAUGAUCACCAACAUGGCAGUGAAUGCUACCUCCUUAAAGGCACCUUAUAUUUUUGCUAAAAUACCACCUAGCUCUUCAGCCAGUUUAUUGGAUGCAGUCACUCAAGCUUCAGAGGGCACUAAAGAGACACUAAAAAUCACAGUUGUGACAACUGCUACUACAAACCCAUGGUCACAGAUGGAGAGUGCCUCAUUUACAGCUUCAGGAGUGAAAUAUGCAACCUCACCUGAAAGAACUCUGGAUAUUUUGGAAAGUGGCCAGACAUCCUACGAGCAAAGAAAUGUCACCAACAAAAAGACAACCACUGAGAAAUCCUCCCUGCCUUAUCUGACAGUAUCUGCAGCCCAGAGUUUGCCUUUCUCAAGAAGCACAACCUCAGGGAAAAAAGUCUCUCUUUCUGGAGACCUUGAGGUAACAACAUCAGAUUGGGGCAAAAGCCCAACACAGAAAACAACCAAAUCUCCUUUCAGUUUAACAGAGCCCUCAGAGCUGCAGGCCACAACUAGAAUCCAUAUAUCAGAUGCUAGUGGUGGAAUGGCUCUGCCUUCCUCUUCAAAGCCUGUGGAAACAGAAACUUCUCAGGCAAGCACAGAAACAGUGACUGCUGACAAGGCUCCCUUUGGUUCAGUGAUGCAUGCAUUGAUGUCUACAUCAUCAGAAUGUGUGCCAAGUUACCUUGAACCUGUUGACAACUGUAGCCAGUAUGUGUGUGUUAAUAUGGGAUGGAUGCUGUAUAACCUUUCAAGGAACUGCCCUAAGGAUGUGCAGAAGCCAGACUGUGGUUUUCGAGGGAUGCCAGUUCAAGCUAACUCUGACAGUUGCUGCCCCGAGUGGGAAUGUCCAUGUCAAUGUUCCAUCCUGUCUGAACUGAGUGUUAUUACAUUUGAUGGAAACAACAUAGCCCUCUCUAAUAUGGCUUCCUACAUUUUAGUCAACCUACCAGGAGAAAUUCUUGUUGCUCAUAUUGAAAUAUGUCCUGCUGACCAGGUUCCCCCUGCAAACAGUUCAGGGCUGUGUUUUAAGAGAUUAAAUGUAACUACAAGCACACAUCAAUUACUUAUCCAUCGCCUAGCAAGGAGAGUGGUUGUGGAUUCUGUAACUCAGUCAUUGCCAUUUGCUAAAGAGGGGCUGAGUGUGCAGGAUACUGGUGCAGUGUACAUGGUUACUACCCCAGCUGGUGUGACCAUCAAGUGGGCUCACCUUACAGGCAUCAUAGACAUACAGUAUGGAUUGCACUCUAACACAUCAGUGAAGACAGAAGGACUUUGUGGGGUGUGUAAUGGAGAUCCUGCUGACGACCUGAAAAUGCAGAACAGGACAAUAAUAACAAAUGUGGAGGAAAUGGAAGUGUUCAUUAAGAGCUGGGAAACUGAGAAAUCACUUGAUGUGACAACCAGGAGGCCAGGAAGAACCUGUGCUGAGGAUAACUGCACAUACUGUAUGGAACUGUUAAACAGAACCAGUUUCAUCCCUUGUCACAACAAAGUGUCACCACAGGAGUUUUGUGAGAAGAUGUGGAUCAAUAGUACUUCUUUUUGGAAUUAUGAGUGUGAUGCACUUGCUGCAUAUGUGGCUUUAUGCAACAAGCACAACAUCUGCAUUCAAUGGAGGACACCUGAUUACUGUUCACUGAGUUGUCCAGAAGGCAAAGAGUAUCAGCCUUGUGUGCAGCCCUGCCAAGCCAAGACCUGCUUGAAUAAAUGGUUCUAUGAAGAUUCUGCUUGUUCCUAUUUAAGGGAAGACUGUGUGUGUAAAAAUGGCACUGUUCUGCAUAGAACAGGCUCCAGCCUCUGUAUACCAGAAGAUAAAUGUACAUGUACAGAUAACAGAGGACAGCCUCACUCUGCUGGGGAGGUGUGGAAUGGGUCCAUGAAAGGCUGUUGCAUGUACAAAUGUUUAGAAAAUGGAAGUAUUGUUGCUGUAGAACCUGAAUGCAAUGAGGAUCCACCACCAAUAUGUGAAAGAGAAGGGGAAGUUGUCAUCCAUGUCAUAGAAGAGAGAGCUUGCUGUCCAAAGAAAGUUUGUGAAUGCAACAUGUCAUUGUGUGAUGCCAUUAUUCCAACAUGUCAAGCCAAUGAAAAGUUAGUGGUAGGCUACCAGUCCCUCUCCUGCUGUCCACAGUACCGGUGUGAGUGUGAUCCUUCAGUUUGUUUCAAUGCUUCCCAGCUGGACUGCAGAGAAGAUCAAUUUAUUGUUGAAGCAAAGCUGGAAGAUUCCUGCUGUUUCUCUUACCUCUGUGUUUGUGCACCCUGUAAGGAGCCUGUUCCCUUGUGUAAGGAAGGGGAAAUUCUCACUGUAGACCUUCACACCAUACAUUACUGCUGUCCUGAUUACUACUGUGUUUGUGAUGAAAAUCUUUGUUCUGAGCCUUCCCUGACCUGCACAGAUGACAUGACACUUGUGAAGGAAAAGUUACCUGGGCAGUGUUGUCCAUAUUGGCACUGUGAAUGUAGCUGUGAAAACACUACUGUGUUGACCUGCAAAUUGGGAGAAGUUAAAAAAGUAGACAGCAGUGUUUCCAGUGCCUGUGGAUGCACUCAUUACAUUUGUGAGAAGGAUGAUGUGUGCAUCUUCCAAGAGGUCACAGUGCUGAAUCCUGGUCAGUCAGUGAUUCAGUAUUUGGAGGGGGACCUUUGUUCCACUGUACAGUGUUUACAAGAAAAAGAUGAGAACACAGGAUUCAAUGCUAUGCAUUUUACAACGAUGAACUGUUCCCAGCAAUGUGAAGCUCAUCAGAUCUAUAUUCCUUCCUUCAGUCACCAUUCUUGUUGUGGUACCUGCCGAAACACCUCCUGCUCUUUCCAUGCUGAGAAUGGAACAAGGAUUCUGUAUCAGGAAGGAAGCACCUGGAGCUCCAACUGCACCAACUACAAGUGUGCAAAGACUGCUGCAGGGGCUAUCAUACUGGGAUCAAGUGUUAUCUGCCCCCCUUUUAAUGACACUGAGUGUACAAAGAAUGGAGGAAUUGUGCAGACCUAUAAUGAUGGCUGCUGCAAGACCUGCAAAAAGGAAGAGAGGAUUUGUCAAAAAAUGACAAUCAGGACAACCAUAAGGAAAAGUGACUGUAUAAGUCAAAGCCCGGUAAAUGUGGCUUCUUGUGAUGGCAAGUGCCCAUCUGCAACCAUUUUCAAUGUCAACAUUGACAGCCAUUUAAGGUUCUGUAAAUGCUGUCGAGAAACUGGAACCCGCGACCUGGCAGUGCCGCUCCGCUGCUCAGGAAAUGGCACUGAGAUCAUGUACGUCAUCCAGGAGCCUGUAGGCUGCUCAUGCCAGUGGAACUGA